Messenger RNA from Paraglomus occultum, 707 nucleotides. Lineage: Eukaryota; Fungi; Glomeromycota; Glomeromycetes; Paraglomerales; Paraglomeraceae. The record is from the annotation of a GenBank genome assembly.
ACAUGCAGAGCUAUCACACUCUUACCCGACGAAGUACUCAUGAAGCUAGAAAAAGAGGAAAAGAUUAAGCCUAAACAGCGAUUGAAGCCUAUAAUCCAAGUCAAUGCGGCUUACCCAAAGAAGUGGGAAACCAGAGGGAUCCUCCAAGCUAGAAAAUGGACCCCAAAGGCGGAGCUUCCUACUCCAGUUCACCAAGGCUUUAUCCUCUAUUCGAAUGAAGACAUGUUAAUAUGUGGGCAAGAGUAUAUUCCAACUGGUAUUGAAAUCAAAGUACCUGAAGGCAUGUCUGCAAUGGUUAGUUCAUUGGACAACACCAGUAGCUACAUCGUUCCUGCCACACUAAUCCAAACGCACGGUCGGAUUAAAGUCCCUGUAAUCUCCACCUAUGGUGCUCGCAUAUCAGCAAAACAGCCCAUAGCCAAACUUACCUUCCUACCAAUCGCAGGAGCUCAACUAGUCGCAGCAGGACAACAAAAAGAAUCCAAACCAUCGCCAUUCACGAAGAAUUUGACACCUGAUCAAGAUGCCCAAGUGCAAGCCUUAGUGAAAGAAUACGAUGACAUCUUUGCAGAAGACCUAAUUGAACUUGGACAAACAACACAUAUUAAACAUCAAAUCCCAACCCAACCUGGUGCAGUAGCAUAUUCAAAAAGAUAUCGACAAUCCUGGGAAAAUGAAGACUUUAUUACAGCUGAAGUAGAACGAAU